UCUCCUGCGCAGACUAUUGUUAAGAACACCGCAAUAAUCAAAAUGCGACGCCAACUCGUGCUGUUCUGGCUUGCCGUGUCCUUAGUGACGAACAUAGAAGGACAUGCUAGAACAUUCACACGCUGUCAACUCUCCAGAGAACUCCUCCGGUACAACUUUCCACGUGCUUUGAUAUCAAAUUGGGUAUGUUUGAUCGAGCACGCCAGCGGAAGAACAACAGAAAAAGUUACCAAUCACAACAAUUCUUACACCAGCUUCGGAUUAUUCCAAAUAAACAACAAGGAAUGGUGUAAGAAAGGAAGGAAAGGAGGUCACUGCAGCAUGAAAUGCGAAGAUCUCCUAAACGAAGAUCUAGCUGAUGAUGUACGCUGCGCCAAGCGUAUCUACGACAGAGUUGGAUUCAAGGCCUGGCCUGCCUCUUAUGCUUAUUGCAAAGAGAAAAGCCUCCCUGAUCUAUCUAGAUGUUAAAAUAUAGAUGCAUAAAGUUGUAUUGUUAUAUCCUUAAUAAGUAUUAAAGU
Vanessa atalanta (red admiral) is the source of this 518-nucleotide messenger RNA. RefSeq names its product lysozyme (gene Llp1). Bases 43 to 468 code for a protein of 141 amino acids. NCBI's taxonomy places the organism in Eukaryota, Metazoa, Arthropoda, Insecta, Lepidoptera, Nymphalidae. The transcript is spliced from 5 exons. The record is from RefSeq and is a predicted model, not a curated record.